Messenger RNA from Thyridium curvatum, 1311 nucleotides. RefSeq lists its product as uncharacterized. The transcript has 5 exons. Gene Ontology annotation, biological process: DNA-templated transcription; regulation of DNA-templated transcription. Bases 1 to 1311 code for a protein of 436 amino acids. Lineage: Eukaryota; Fungi; Ascomycota; Sordariomycetes; Thyridiales; Thyridiaceae. Gene Ontology annotation, molecular function: zinc ion binding; DNA binding; DNA-binding transcription factor activity, RNA polymerase II-specific. The record is from RefSeq and is a predicted model, not a curated record.
AUGCCUGCUGUUCAAGCCAAUCAACAGGAGGUUGUGAGCCGGGAAUCGACACCCUCACUGUCGGAGAACUGCCGGUGCAGUUCAAGCUCGGCAACUGGGAAGCGCUCGGCCGUUGCGUGCCAACGAUGCAACCAACGCAAGACGCGAUGCACAGCCGGGGAGGGAAUGCCAUGCGUAGGCUGUGCGAAUGCCCACGUACAGUGCGUUCUGAUAAAGUCCAACCGCGGGAAAUAUGCACGCAAGAACCGCGCCAAGUCUCGGCGGAGCUCUACCGAGGCACCCGUUCCAUGCCCGCAAACAGAGACCUCCAACCUCAACACGCUGCAAGAGCAGCCAAGCGACGAAGAGACGGCACUCGAUGAGGAAGAAGAUGUACCCGAGACACUUCAUGCCAGGAUAGCCCAAGGCGUGGGCAGACAACAAAAUGGCCCUGCCGACACUGGAAAGCUGGUCUUCCUAGGCGAAGCAUUCAGUCUGACCUACGUGGUGCACGACGUCCUCGCCCCUUUUUUUGCACCCGCGCCUAAUUACGAACGGAGACUGCAUUUCCAUCUCGACAGCCGUGGAGCGGGCCGUGCUGCUGGUGAGGCCAGGGCUGUCUCAACGAGCCAACAGCGUGAAUACCUCAAGAAACAAGGCCUGCUCUUCAUGCUACCCACCAACGUUUUAGGUCAGCUCCUCGAAACCUUCUUCAGCAGCUUUCACCCGGUGUUUCCAAUCCUGGGCCCCGUUCAGCUUACACCAGAGGCCCAGAAAGGAGAAGUGUCUUUGCUGGUCCUCAAUGCCGUCCUUCUUAUUGCUAUCAGUAUUUGUGACAAGGCCACCCUGCGCGCAGCCGGGUUCCAAGAUCAACGCUACUCUGGCCGUGCUAUCUUCUACAGUCAGGCGCAUGCUCUCCAUAACGCUGACCUGGAGCCGGAGAAGAUUAGCACUCUCGUUGGCAUGUUCUUCAUGAGCUUCUGGUGGGGAGGUCCAGAUGAGGUCAAGGACUCCUUUCACUGGUUGGGAGUAGCCGCCAAUCUUGCCCAAGCCCUUGGGCUUCAUCGCUCUACCCGGAACUCUGGCAUGGAUGCUGCGACCACCAGACGAUGGAAACGGAUAUGGUGGGCGAUCCGCACUCGUGACACCUUGGUGAGCGGUUCCAUCGGACGACCCCAACACAUCAAUGGUAAUGACUGUGACGUCGAAGUACUCGAAGAGUCAGACGUGACAGAAGUUCUCAGUAGCUCCGAGGAGCGAAGGCUGUAUUCGUGUCAAAUGGCCCGUCUAAAUGAGAUAUCAAAAUACUCACUUCGCGUUAUUCUCCAGUAA